Messenger RNA from Bipolaris sorokiniana ND90Pr, 1630 nucleotides. RefSeq lists its product as uncharacterized. The record is from RefSeq and is a predicted model, not a curated record. The transcript is spliced from 3 exons. Bases 103 to 1311 code for a protein of 402 amino acids. NCBI's taxonomy places the organism in Eukaryota, Fungi, Ascomycota, Dothideomycetes, Pleosporales, Pleosporaceae.
UUGUGCUCCCAACUCGUCGGUGUUUUGGUUUGACUGUUUGCUUUUCCCUCCCCAGAUAUCACUGCUUUCCAAUUUGAUACCCUCAUACCCCAUCAUCUCACGAUGAAGGAUCGCAGUGGAGAGAUCUUGGCCAUAGGCAUUACCUUCUUGCUCUUGUCAUGGCUUACUGUCGGUCUUCGAUGCUUUGUACGCGUCCACAUGGUCAAGGGCUUUGGCAUUGACGACUACACAAUGGUCGUCACGCUGCUCUUUUUCACGGGAUACCUGAUAUCACAGAUUGGUGGCGCCAUCAACGGAUCUGGUGUGCGCCGCAUACACCUUACCGACGAGAGCGCCCAGACGGCUCUUCACUUUUGGUUCUUCUGCGAAAUCUUCUACACGCUGUCGACAUGUAUGCUCAAAAUCUCCGUCGGCUUCUUCUUGCUACGCAUCACCAUUGUGCCGCUUCACAUCUGGAUCAUCCGUCUCAUCAUGGUCGUGUCUGGCCUCGUGGGAAUCGCAUACACGUCCGUUGUCAUCUUCCAGUGCAAGCCCAUUUCAUAUUGGUGGGAUCUCAAUCCGAACGCCGUCGGCUCCUGCCUCUCUCCAGCAUUGGUCAUGAACUUUACCUUUGUGGUCUCUGGGCUCAACGCCUUUGCCGACUGGGUCUUUGCCAUUCUUCCAGUACUUAUCGUCCAGGGUCUGCACAUGAAGAAGCGUAUGAAGGUGGUUGUAGCCUCAGUCAUUGCCUUGGCGGCCAUUGGUUCUACAGCGACCAUUAUUCGCUUGCCGUACACGACAACGAUCAAGGGAUACAAAGGCGACUUCCUCUUCCGGACAACUGACUUCGCGAUUUGGAGCACUAUUGAAGUAGGCCUUGGUAUAUCAGCUGGAUCAAUUGCGACGCUCCGACCACUAUUGAAGCAGGCGUUUGAAAUUACCCGAUCAGCCUCAGCCAUGCCGUGGAGCAAGCCUUCACUCAAAUCAGGACAAGAACAGUCUGGCCAUCAGCUCAGUGUGAUUAAGCCUUCGAUUCAAAAGUCCAUUACCAUUACCACAUCACGGGCACGGCGAGAAAGCAAAGAGUCGGACGAGGAAAGAUUCCUUGGCUCGAGCAUGCCGUCAGAAGCAUGGCAGCAGCAACAAGGACUUCCGGGAUACAUUACAUCUACCGUUCUGGAUGAGCAAGCUGCGCGAGCUUCAAUGGAUAGGAGUCGGAAGCAUGGACAGAAACAAAAUCGGAGAGGCAGCCCUGGGGGCUCCAGCCAGUCGACUGUCGAUAGCAAAGAGUCUGGAAAAGCACCAAAGGCCCAUGUACACGAGCGUUUUUAGUUGGAGGCCUUGUAUAAUCUUAAUCCGUGGGUCGAACAUUCACCACUGCCAUUCUCAACCCUCUCUCUCUCCCCUCCCUUUUAGCUACUGCAAGCCUCUGACACGCGCUCUCACGCUUCCUCUUUGCCCAGGCUACGAUAUAAGACAUAUCCAUGCUUCACUUUUCUUUUUUUUCCCUAGAGGAUACUCGUAUUCAAAGACGGCGCCAAUGUGUGUGGUCACUGGUUGAGGAUGGGUAAAGAUGAGGCGAUAGGCUCGCCUAUUGCUUGAUCGGCUCCCGGGUGGCUAAACUAGUCAAGCCAGCGUUCGCUUAUGGUCU